Messenger RNA from Triticum aestivum (bread wheat), 1523 nucleotides. Its product is annotated as protein SPT2 homolog. The transcript has 6 exons. The record is from RefSeq and is a predicted model, not a curated record. Lineage: Eukaryota; Viridiplantae; Streptophyta; Magnoliopsida; Poales; Poaceae. The coding region runs from base 145 to 1419 and encodes 424 amino acids.
GGGAGCCUCUGUCGUCGUCGUCGUGUAUAUAGCCUCCCUCGAUCGCCGUCCUCCCCUCCAAUUGUUUCUCGUAGCUUCCUUCCUUCGCCCCCUCCCUCUCCUAUUCAUCUGGGCGUUCUUGCGAAGCUGUUCGACCGACGCGAGAUGGCGGGCAACAAGCGGAAGGCCGACGACAACAUUAACGGGGCAAGGCAUCCGGCUGCGCAGACGGAGGCUACAGCCGGCGACGACCUCGCCGGUACAUCGUCGCAGGCAUCAGGGCCGACGGCGAAUCCAGCCGGCGACGGCACUGCCGGGACUUCGCAGGCGCUCGCAGGGCCGACGGCGGCGACUACAGGCUCCGCCGGCGGUUCUUCCCAGUCCGGUGGAGCUCCGCCGCACCGGCAGGCUUUUGCAGGGCAGACGGCGACUACACCAGCCUUCGCUGUAGGCUAUCCCGGCAGCUCGUCCCAGUUCGGCGGAGCUGCUGGCGGGGGAUUCUCUCAGCCGCAUUCGAGGGCGCCGACGACGCCGGUACUCCGGCCGCCUCUGGGCAAUCCAGCUGCUCGUAGGGCCGGGGGCGGGUCGGGGUACAGGGGAUUCUCCCAGCCGCCAUCUCAGGGGAUGCUCUGGCCGCCGCGGGGCAAUCCAGCCGUUGGGAGUGCGCCCUUCCCGUACCACGCGCCGGCCGGCAAUGGUUCGCUCUCCGGCCAGAGCCAGAUCGCCGGCCCCACGCAGACAGGAACAGGGCAGCCGCUCGGCCACUCCGGCUCCGGCGGGCCUUCUUCGGCGAUCUCUUCGGCAAGCGCAUCAGGCGCUCCAGUCAAUCCCCUCGUUCGAGCGUGCCCUCGUUGCAACAGGCCCACGAUCGUGGUUUUGGGCUUGUCGCCAUUGUGCGCGGAUUGCCUAAGCACUUUCGUCAUCAGCUACGUGCUCCCGCGGCACCCGGAGAUCCACUACGGCGGCGCGCGCGCGACGCAGGGUCAGGGCAUCUCCAAUGGUCACCAGCGCCAGCUCGACCACCGCCUCCGCCAGCCUUCUUCCGCGGCGCAGCCACGGGCACGGGCUGCCGUCGGCCCACUCAUGAGGGCACCAACUGAUGGCUGGUGCAGUAGUUGCCUAGCGCUAACCAGGGAUGUUUUGGGCUCGUCGCCCUUGUGCCAGGUUUGCUACAACCGUCGCUUCGUCGCCGGCGGCGUGCCUCCGCAGCACGCGCAGACCGGCGGCCACGUGCUUCUGAACCCGGUCCCCAGGGGGCCAGUCCCUGCCAGUGAGCAGCAGUACCGGGCUGCGGCCAUUGGGCCUUCUUCCAGCUCGAGCUCGGCCGUGGGUUCGGGCCCGAUCUGCCAGGCUUGUGGCUACCCCUUGGGCACCGGCAACAGGGCGUGCAGGUUUGGGCACCUCCACGGUCCGCCACCGCCACCGCCAGGGCUCGGCUAGCUCGUCGCUCCAAUCAGUGUGAGUGAGAAUGUCGUCUGAACUCUGGCAGCCUUUUCUGCUUGCUCUGUUUCGACAAAGAUGCUGCCUUGAGUAGUGAUGUAUGA